This is a messenger RNA of Ricinus communis (castor bean), 1266 nucleotides long. Its product is annotated as 30S ribosomal protein S7, chloroplastic. The record is from RefSeq and is a predicted model, not a curated record. The transcript has 2 exons. Gene Ontology annotation, cellular component: small ribosomal subunit; ribosome; cytoplasm. The coding region runs from base 115 to 786 and encodes 223 amino acids. Lineage: Eukaryota; Viridiplantae; Streptophyta; Magnoliopsida; Malpighiales; Euphorbiaceae. Gene Ontology annotation, molecular function: protein-disulfide reductase activity; mRNA binding; structural constituent of ribosome. Gene Ontology annotation, biological process: ribosomal small subunit assembly; translation.
AGCGUGUCUUUCUUUUGUUUCAUUUUCCUUUAAUUUUUUUUUUAAAGAAAAAAUUUACGCACUGAUAUCACACAGGCUCUGCUGUCUUUCACAUUUUCUCCAAUCAUUCAAACAAUGGCGGCUUCUGCUUCUACUUCUGCUGCUGGUGCUGCUACUGCUGCUGCAACUUCACUUUCCUCUCUCUUUUGUCCACGCGCCACCUCUCUCAACCAUACCCAUCUCCCGUUUCCCUUCAAAAGCCCAAAGUCAAGUAUCUCUCUCAAAACUCCUCCUUUUUCUCCUCUCAAGAUUCUUUGCUCACGCGAUUCUCGAGGACACAAACACAAAAGAACUACUAGUACUACAACUGCUGCUAAAUCUGAUCCAAUUUAUCAUAAUCGUUUAGUUAACUUAUUUGUCAAUCGUAUUCUAAAAAAGGGCAAGAAAUCUUUAGCUUUUUAUAUCAUUUAUAAAGCUUUGAAAAGGAUCCAAGAAAAUACCUCUUCGAAUCCAUUGUAUGUUUUGCGUCAAGCUGUACAUGAAAUGACUCCUGUUGUUUCUGUUAAAUCAAGACGUGUUGGUGGAUCUAGCCAUCAAGUUCCUGUUGAGUUGGGUUCAGCACAGGCUAGAGCUUUGGCUAUUAGAUGGUUGUUGAAUGCUGCGCGCGAACGCCAGGGUCAAGAUAUGGUUUUUAAGUUGAGUUGUGAGUUAAUUGAUGCUGCUAAAGGGAAUGGAAACGCUGUGAGGAAAAAAGAAAUGGUUCACAACAUGGCAGAGGCAAAUCGAGCAUUUGCACAUAUUCGUUAAUCCAAUGAUUUUGGAUGUUCUAUAGUGGAUUGAAGCAUAGAAAAGUAGAGAAGGGAUGAGUAAAACAGUAAAAGAAGUUAAAUUAAUCCCUUAUGCAGACACUUAGAUGGUUCUGGGUUGUAUUGUUCCUUAAGAACAUCGUUUAGUGUUUAAUUUCUUUCCCAUAGAGAGAAUCUAGCAUGAUUUUGUUCUUAUGCUGUUGGUAUGGAAUUGGGUGCUUUGCACCUCAUUGCUUGUUAUGUUAUGCAGAAACUCAUCUAUCAGAGUUUUCUGAAUGCCAUGUGUCUCUCAGUUUCUUAUUUUUGCAAAGAACAUGAAAUGCUUGUGUCAGUUGAACUAACUCUUGCUUGAUCCAUUUCUUUGACUGUGCACAUGCAAGCAAUAUGAGUAGAGAUCCUUAAAAAGAUGGCAACCGAAAUGCUUUUCAUCAUUCUCAUUGUUCAUCCAAGUAAUCGAGAGAAUAAAACUAUAUCUUGAUAA